ACGUAGCGAAAAUGCAUAAUCCAAAUCUAUAAUUCCAACUACUUAGUACUUAUCCAAUAGCCAAUAAUCAAUACCUAUUUCCAAGCUAAAAUUAUAAACAUUUGUUGUUCAAUAAUCAAUAUUCGAAAACGAUUAAAAUAUAAUACAGUGAUGAUUAUUAAUUUUACUCCUUUAGUCUGUUGUUUCUUAAUAUUGUUCAAAAACGUUUAAAAUGUAGAUUGUUUAGGGUUUUUUUUUGAAAAUUUAACAUUUUAUCACUGAUUUAAUUUCAAAAUAUUUUUGUACAAUAUUGUUGUAACUUGGUCUUCUUUUACGUGUACUGAUUAAUUUCAACUUGAUAAAUAUGUUGUGUAAAUGUUUUUUUUUAUUGUUAAUGUUCUGUGGCUUACUAACUGAUCUGAUAAAGUGUCAAACGUUAGAGGUAGUUACUGACAAUGAGCUUUUAGAUUUAUGCCGUUCUGAAAACCAAGUAGUUGCCUUAUUUACAUUAAAAGACUGUGAAAAAUGUAAAAAGUAUGAAGAAACUCUUACUCAAAUUAGAGAAGAACUUGUUGAUUCAUUAAAUGCUUGGGUUGUAAAAGUGGAAGGUAGUAAUUUAGUUCACAUUUAUAAUCCUGCUAAAGAACCAGCAUUGGUAAUGUUUCGACAUGGUGUACCAUUACUGAUACCGGAGUCAGAGGCUGUUAAUGAUGAGUUUUUGAUAGACAUGUUAUUGAACAACAGAGAUCCUAUUGUGAAAGAACUUAAUGAUAAUAGUUUUGAACAUCUAACUCAGGCAUCAACAGGAGCCACAACGGGGGAUUGGUUUAUUAAAUUUUAUUCAUCAGAUAGUAUAGAAUGUCAAAGAUUACAAGCUCGCUGGGAAACAGUUGGUGCUAAACUGAAAAAUCGUGUAAAUGUUGCUCGUAUCAACAGGUACAUUGGAGGAUCAAUAACUGCUCGUCGAUUUUCUAUUAGCCAAUCACCUACAUUUAUUUUAUUGCGCCGUGGUGUCAUGUAUACUUAUACAUCAAGUGAUUAUACUAUUGAAUCAUUCCUUAAAUUUGUUGAAGAAGAUUAUAAAUUCACAGUUAAAGGACAAGUGCCUCAACCAAAAUCAACUUUUGAUGAUUUUGUACACAUGUGCUUUGAUGUGCUCAGGGAAAAUCCAUUGGCGUGGAAGUUAGGCUUGACCGUUUUAAGUGUGAUAUUGCUGUGUCUUGCUGCUUUGAAGAAAACAUCCAAGUCAAGUGAAUACAAGUCAAAAAAAAAGUCUACUAAAACUUCCAGUAAAAAAAGCAAGUAAAUGUUUAUAAUAUAAUAAAAUAUAUAGGUACAUUUUAAGUUUAACUUAAAUAUUUUCAAUAAAUCUUUUAUAAAAUAAGUGCAUGUAUAAUUAAUAUUUUGAUUUCUGUUAUUUGAAUGUUUUAUAUUUAAAAUAUAAAAUUAUAAAUUGUA
Molecule: messenger RNA, 1437 nt
Organism: Aphis gossypii (cotton aphid)
Lineage: Eukaryota; Metazoa; Arthropoda; Insecta; Hemiptera; Aphididae
Exons: 6
Coding region: 344-1285 (313 amino acids)
Source: RefSeq, a predicted model, not a curated record